Protopolystoma xenopodis is the source of this 672-nucleotide messenger RNA. Lineage: Eukaryota; Metazoa; Platyhelminthes; Monogenea; Polystomatidea; Polystomatidae. The record is from the annotation of a GenBank genome assembly.
AUGCCAUUCUCGAAAUAUGUGCGUGUGUUUGUUUGCGAACUCAACAAUGACAAUUCAAAACAUGAAGCCGAACCGCCUUCUUCUGAAUCAAGUGCUGAACUCGGGGGGAUAAUGCGCAAAGAGACUGCUUCUCUUGCAACGGAAGAAAGGCGACACUGGAAUCAGCGAGAAGUGGAAAUCGCCAGUCCGGAGAAGGAAGUGACCGGUUCGACCAGCGAUUCUCAAAUGUUGAAGUCGACUGAUGAGUUUGACUCUUUGUUGGUGGAAGGAGUACUUUCCAGACUGGACUACAGUUUCGACCUCACCUCAGCUGGUCUCAUUAGCACCCCCAGCGGGACUCGAACAAUGACGAUGCAGCGCGUACUCUCGACACGUUAUCCACUACGCCGCACAUUGCCACGAGUGCCUUUGGGUCACAGGUUCAAGUCCCGUGGGAGUGCUGUAUUGCCACGCCGAGACGUCUUCAAGACGACCGAGGAUUUUGUAGACGAAACUUUGUGGCUCGCGCACGAAUCCACCGACUCCACUGCCAGAUGCUCAUCAGCGUCGACGGGAGUCCAACUUCGGCUACAGACUGGUCACGAAUUGAGUCCUUCCAAGGCCAUCAUAUCUCGUGACAUCAGCGACCUGGACGGUCGAGGAGGUCUCGAUAGGUGGUUUGUCAUGCUUUAA